CCUCGCUAACAAAAGGAGAUAUCCUCGAAAGCCACGUACACUCAUAACUAGGAGAUCAGGUAGAUUCUCUCUCUCUCUCUCUCUCUCUCUAUUUUACCAAAGAAGAUUCAGCUCAAGCAGAGAAAGAAAGAUGGCCACAGAUUUCAAAUCCUUACCAGUCAUCGACAUCUCUCCUCUACUGCUCAAGUGUGAUGACCCCGACAUGGCAGAAGAUCCUGGCGUCAUUCAGGUUGUCCAGCAACUGGACAGAGCUUGUCGGGACGCGGGAUUCUUCUACGUGAUAGGUCAUGGAAUCUCGGAGGAUCUUAUCAAGAAAGUCAGAGAGAUCACGCGUGAGUUCUUCAUGCUUCCUUACGAUGAGAAACUUAAGAUCAAGAUGACUCCUGCUGCUGGAUACAGAGGAUAUCAGAGAAUUGGAGAAAAUGUAACCAAGGGAAAACCAGAUAUUCACGAAGCCAUUGAUUGUUACAGAGAGUUUAAGCAGGGAAAGUAUGGUGAUCUAGGCAAAGCCAUGGAAGGACCAAACCAGUGGCCAGAGAAACCUCAUGAGUUCAAAGAGUUGAUGGAGGAGUAUCUAAGGCUCUGUACAGAUCUUUCAAGAAACAUCUUGAGGGGAAUUGCAUUAGCUCUUGGAGGAUCACCUUAUGAGUUCGAAGGAAAAAUUGCUGGAGAGCCUUUUUGGGUGAUGCGUCUUAUUGGCUAUCCUGGUGCUCCCUUCACAAAUGGCAAGCUCGAAAACGACGUCGGAUGCGGAGCUCACACUGACUAUGGCUUGUUAACUCUUGUAAAUCAAGAUGAAGACAAAACAGCUCUACAGGUGAGAAACUUGGGUGGAGAUUGGAUAUCAGCCAUUCCCAUCCCUGGAUCAUUUGUUUGCAACAUUGGCGACAUGUUAAAGAUACUUUCAAAUGGAGUAUACGAAUCCACACUUCAUAGAGUGAUCAAUAACUCUCCUCUAUACCGUGUCUGCGUUGCAUUCUUCUAUGAGACUAAUUUCGAUGCGGUGGUGGAGCCAUUUGAUAUAUGUAAAGAUAAGUACCCUGAAGGGAGAGGAGAAUCACAAAUUUUCAAAAGAGCUGUCUAUGGAGAGCAUCUGGUGAGCAAAGUCCAGACAAACUUUGCAAUGUAAUGUAACAUAGAUUUCUCUCACCUUUGUACACAAUCAUCAGUACUUCACCUUCUGGCUUGGCUUGUAAAUUAUAAUAAGCGCUUCCUCACGUCUGUAUUAUUAAUCAACACAAAAGGUUUUGUUCAAAUUCGUUUGAGCAUACCCAAUCGACUCAGUAAACAGUAAGUCAUCUUAAUGAAUUAUGUGUGAGCCUCUAA
Molecule: messenger RNA, 1326 nt
Organism: Brassica oleracea var. oleracea
Lineage: Eukaryota; Viridiplantae; Streptophyta; Magnoliopsida; Brassicales; Brassicaceae
Product: probable 2-oxoglutarate-dependent dioxygenase At3g49630
Exons: 12
Coding region: 131-1129 (332 amino acids)
Molecular function (GO): dioxygenase activity
Source: RefSeq, a predicted model, not a curated record